Molecule: messenger RNA, 6029 nt
Organism: Coregonus clupeaformis (lake whitefish)
Lineage: Eukaryota; Metazoa; Chordata; Actinopteri; Salmoniformes; Salmonidae
Product: phosphatidylinositol 4-phosphate 3-kinase C2 domain-containing subunit beta-like
Exons: 32
Coding region: 336-5171 (1611 amino acids)
Biological process (GO): cell migration; phosphatidylinositol-mediated signaling; phosphatidylinositol 3-kinase/protein kinase B signal transduction
Cellular component (GO): cytoplasm; plasma membrane; phosphatidylinositol 3-kinase complex
Molecular function (GO): 1-phosphatidylinositol-3-kinase activity; phosphatidylinositol binding; 1-phosphatidylinositol-4-phosphate 3-kinase activity
Source: RefSeq, a predicted model, not a curated record
GACAAAAUAAGCGGGUUUUGGUGGCGAGAGCUGCUGCCUGUAUUAUUCAACAAUUAGGGACGCGGGUGCCUUUUCGACUUGGUUAAUGAGAGAUAUUUCGACAAUAUCAGACGCCGGAUACCGCAGCCGAGGAAUUGUUUGAUACAUUUAGGAAAUUUUGAAUCAUUAUUUGAGCUGCCUGAAAGCAGAAUAAUUCGGAUAUUAUGGUACCAGCCCUGUGGCGGCCAUAGAGCUAGAGCAGAGCGUAUUCUGAGCCCCAUGUCUCUUCUCUGGAAGCCCUAGCACCAGUGUCCCUCUCCUCCUCUCCUGUUGGUGGUGGCUUCCCUUGUUGGAGCAUGUCGGCAGCGCAGACUCAGAAGGACAGUGAGGGUCCCUGGGGACUGGACUCCCUGGGCCUGAGCCAGAGAGAGUUGGUAAUGGCUGAAGCUCUACAGAUGGAGUAUGAUGCCCUGUCCAGACUCAAACAGGACAAGGGGGGGGACAGCCAGGGGACCAGCAGCCAGGGGAUUGGGAAGUUACCUACGCUACCCCCUAGGGAGGGCCAGAGCCAGAUCGAUCGCCCCCUCCCACCCUGCCCCAGCCCUAUUCCUCCAGGAGGGAGUUUGCUAAGAGGGCUGUCUGGUUCGGACCCAUCCCUCAACCACCUCCAGCCUGGGGGGUCCCACUCCCCACGGCCCUCCCCAGCCAGGGCCACUCCUCCUCUGGGAAGUUACAGCAAGGAUCCCCUCUAUAUCCUGGAGAGUUCAGGGAAGGGGGACUACCUGAACUCCAGCUAUGGGCACUCAGGGUCUAGCUAUGGUUCUCCUCUGACUCUGCCUAAAGGCUUCCCCCCUCCUCCGGAUGACCCACCUCCUGCUGUACCCCCAAGGACCCCUCUCCCCCCCUCCACUGAGCCCUUCCUGCCCCUCCGACCCACUAUGGCGCCCCGGGAUGUCAACCUGUUCACCCCCGAGGUAGACCAGCCCAAACUGUCGUCAGGGGAGACGCUCAACUACGAGAGCCUCAACGACGCCCUAUCCAAGCUCAAUGGGGAUUGGCUGGCGCCAAGGGGUAGGCGGGCCAACGGGGACCAAUCAGGGAAGCCGGUGGCUCGGAGUAAGACCCUCCCCCCUCAGGUGCCCCCCCGCACCUACGUACCUAUCCAGAAGAGCAACAAGAACCAGCGCAGAGUGUCGGCCGACCCGGUGUCUCUGGGCCCCAGGCUCAAUGGUUUUGGCUAUGAGCUCUUCCAGGUGUCAGAGGAGAGAGAUGAGGAGGUGGCCGCCUUCUGUCACAUGCUCGACGUGUUGCGGUCGGCGUAUCCAAGCAGCGACCGCUCUAAGAACUCUGGGUUUGUGUGGUCGCCUUCAGUGGGGCCUGAAGAGCUGCAACAGGGGUUAGGGGUCAGCGUCAAAGUUACUGUCAUCAGCGACCACGUCAGAGAACCACUCACCUUCACCUGUGAUGGGUCAUCCACGGUAGACUUGUUGAUCUACCAGACGUUGUGUUAUGCUAAUGAAGACCUGGACCACAUCGAUGUCGACCACUACCUGCUCAAAGUCUGCGGUCAAGCUGAGUUCCUAGAAAAUUCCCAGACGUUGGCAGAGUUGGAGUAUAUCCAGCUGUGUCUGAAGUUUGACUGGGACAUCCGUCUCUUCCUUACCAAUAGAGGCUCUGUCAACACAGAACUGGGCCGCACGGAGGAUGAUGAUGACACGGCCUCUACGAUGAACCACGGCAUCCUGCUGCAGGAACGACCAAUCAGACAGACCGUUACUAGAGAGGCUUUGACUCUGCUCCUGGAUACGUUUCACAACGAGGCUGAGUCCUUUCUACUAUCAGAGGUGGAGCUUGUGUUGCAUGUGGAACGGUUGGUCCAAUCAGUGAAGGCUCUCUGCAGCUCACUGGCUGCCGUGGAAACGCCUGACAUCACUUCUGCCCUCAACCAGCUCCCAGCAUGCCCCUGUCGUCUGCAGCCUAGAGUCCAGAAGGAUCCAUCAGUGCUGGCCAUCAAAGAGAACAGAGAGAAAGUGGUGGAGAAGCUGACGGCAGCCAUUUUGGAUCUGGUGGAGCUGUACUGUAGCACGUUCAACGCUAACUUCCACACCACGGUGCAGAGCAACCGGCACACGGCGCCCACACAGGAAGCAGGCCUGGUCACCAACGUCCUGUCCUUCAGCGUCUACGCUGCUCAUCGCAUCCCCAUCACAUGGGCUGCCAGCUACGAGGGCUUCUUCCUGUCAUGCUCGCUGACCCAUGGAGGGGCGGAGCUUUGUGCCCCGCAGCACACCAGCAAACAGCAGGUCAGCAAGUACCUGUUUCACCUGGUGGUCUGGGACCAGAGGGUGUGUUUCCCAGUGCAGAUUAACCAGUUGCCAAGGGAGACCCAGCUGACGGUGACUCUAUAUGCCAGCGCUCUGCCACCCCCUGGAGGUGCGGAGGAGAAGGGCAGCAAGCAACGGCGGAGCAUCGACUCCCUGGGCUGGGUCACCAUGCCCCUCUUCAACUUCAGACACAUCCUGACGUGUGGGAGGAAGCUACUGGGUCUGUGGCCUUCCACCCCAGGAAGUAACGCUCGCUCCAGCUCCCCAAACUUCAGCCAGCCUGACAGCGUCAUCCUGCAGGUGGACUUCCCCACGUCGUCGUUUGAGGUGCGCUUUAGUACCCCCCCUCCCGCAGAGUUCAGUCCCAAGUAUGACUUCUCCAGACUGGACCAGCACAGCCAGAGACAACUGCAGGAUGUACUACACAAGAAAUCACUCUUCUGGUUGACUCCAGAGGACAAGCGUCUGUUGUGGGAGAAGCGUUCGUUCUGCCAGUCAGAGAGUGGUGCCCUGCCCCUGGUGCUGGCUAGUGCCCCCCGCUGGGAGUGGGCAUGUCUGUCAGACAUUUACGCCCUGCUCCGCCAGUGGGCAUGUCUCAACCACCACGACGCACUGGGCCUCCUGCAUGCCACCUUCCCUGAUCAGGAGCUGAGGCGUACUGCAGUACAGUGGAUGGACUCCAUCUCUGACCCUGAGCUGUUGGACUUCCUGCCACAGCUUGUGCAGGCUCUGAAAUAUGAGUGUUACCUGGACAGCCCGUUGGUGCGUUUCCUGCUACGGAGAGCCAUAGGGGACAUGCGCAUUGCACACUACCUCUUCUGGUUGUUGAAGGACACUCUGCAGGACAGUCAGUUCAGUGGGAGGUACCAGCACCUGUUAGCAGGACUGCUGUGCUGUGUGGGUCGGGGUCUAAGAGAGGAGUUUGACAGACAGUGCUGGCUGGUCACCAUCCUUGCUAAAGUAGCCCAACGUGUCCGGGAUGCCUCUCCCUCCAGCAGACAGGCCAUCCUUCGAGAGGGCCUAGAGGAGGUCAAGCAGUUCUUCUCAGUCAGUAGCAGCUGCCGUCUCCCCCUCAACCCUGGCAUGCUGGUCAAAGCCAUCAACAUACAGUCGUGCUCCUACUUCAACUCCAACGCCGUGCCCCUCAAACUGUCCUUCCAGAACCUGGACCCUCGAGGAGACAACAUCAACGUCAUCUUCAAGUCAGGUGAUGACCUGCGCCAGGACAUGCUGACCUUGCAGAUCAUCCGCAUCAUGAACAAGAUCUGGAUCCAGGAGGGACUGGACAUGAGGAUGGUCAUCUUCAGAUGCUUCUCUACUGGACGAGGCAGAGGUAUGGUGGAGAUGAUUCCCCAGGCUGAGACUCUGAGGAAGAUCCAGGGGGAACAUGGAGUGACUGGUUCCUUUAAGGACCGCCCCCUGGCUGACUGGCUACAGAAACACAACCCUACAGAGGACGAGUACGAGAAGGCUGUGGAGAACUUCAUUUACUCGUGCGCAGGCUGCUGUGUGGCCACCUACAUCUUGGGUAUCUGUGACCGCCACAACGACAACAUCAUGCUGAAGACCAGCGGUCACAUGUUCCACAUCGACUUCGGCAAGUUCCUGGGACAUGCCCAGAUGUUCGGCAACAUCAAACGGGACCGUGCUCCAUUUGUGUUCACUUCUGACAUGGCCUAUGUCAUCAACGGAGGAGACAAACCUUCCAGUCGCUUUCAUGACUUUGUGGACCUGUGCUGUGAGGCCUACAACCUCAUCCGCAAACAUGCACACCUCUUCCUCAACCUACUGGGACUGAUGUUGUCAUGUGGCAUCCCUGAGCUGUCAGAUCUGGAUGAUCUGAAGUAUGUCUACGACGCCCUGAGACCUCACGAGUCUGAGGCUGACGCCACCAUGUACUUUACCAGGUUGAUAGAGUCAAGUCUGGGCAGUGUUGCCACUAAGUUGAACUUCUUCAUCCAUAACUUGGCCCAGAUGAAGUUUGCCUCAUCCGAGGAGCGUCCUGUCCUCUCCUUCGCCCCGCGGGUUUACACCCUCAAGACUGACGGACUCAUCCGCAACCUCUUUGUCUGCCGACACAUACGAACAUACAGCCCCAGCAAAGGAUACGCAUUUGUGGUGAAGGUGGAGCGGGAGGGCCAACAGGAGUCAGUGUUGGUACAGAGGAGCUUUGAGGAGUUCUUUGAACUACACAGUAAACUACGCCUCAUCUUCCCCUCGUCCAAACUACCCAGUUUCCCCAGCCGCUUUUUGAUUGGGCGGUCUCGAGGAGAGGCGAUGGCUGAUAGGAGGAAAGAUGAGCUGAACGGAUACGUCUGGCAUCUGGUGCACGCUGCGCCAGAGGUCGCCCAGUGUGACCUCAUCUACACUUUCUUCCAUCCUCUGCAAAGAGACGAGAAACCUGGAACAGUGGUGAACACACUGCAGAGCAAACCUGCAGAGAUCUGUUGGGCUCCGGUCUCAGGCAAAGUGGUAGGAGAGGUCAAGCUCUCCAUCUCCUAUAAGAGUGACAAGCUCUUCAUCAUGGUCAUGCACAUACGAGGCCUGCAACCCUUGCAGGAUGGGACAGACCCUGACCCCUACGUCAAGCUGUACCUCCUCCCAGACCCCCAGAAAACCGGCAAGAGGAAGACCAAGGCUGCGCGACGCACCUGCAACCCCACCUACAACGAGAUGCUGGUGUAUGACCGUAUCCCUCGCGGGGACCUGCAGCAGAGGGUGAUCCACCUGCGGGUGCUGGGGGAGGGUGCAUUCUGGGAAAACACCCUGCUGGGCGAGGCCUUCAUCCCCCUGAAGACCCUGACAGCCGGGCAGUGCUGGGCAGACUGGCACCAACUGGGCACACCCAGCACAGACUCCACACGCUGAGAGGUGGAGGGUGAGAGGGAGAGAGAGGAAUGACUGAUCAGGUUGUGUGUGCACACAGGUGUACGUGAGUGUGUUCAGUUGUUGUGGUCAGAGUUGUCCAGCUUCUCGGGGCUGGUUUAUUCCCCCAGUGGGGGUGUGUGUUGACCCGUAUCCUGCCCAGGUGGGAGGUGUGUGUUCUAUCUAGGUUUGAGGUGUGUUUGUGUGUGUCUGUAGACUCAUUGACCGUCAAUCGUCACUGGACACUGUAUCCAUGGGACUGUACUGUACUGUAUGGACCUACUGUAAGCCUCUCUGAUCAACAUAAGAAGGGAUAACUGGAGCAUGUGACCAUAAGGGAAGAUAACCAGUCUGUUCUUCUGGUGAAUCUGACUACCAGAAGACUUUUCUCUGGUAACAACAUGGCCUCCCAAGACCAGGCAGCACAGAGGACCAGUGGAAGGAAGCAGAGGGCAUUGUUACUCUGUGAAAACAUGGACCCCGCAUCUUUCCUCUUAUCUAGGGCCAAUGGAGAGACGUCCAUCUUACCGCCUGACGAAAAAGGGGUGUAGUCCCCUCCAAAGUUGUCUUUUAAAAGAGAACCUUAAGUUAUUUAUUUUUCAAAUGUUAUCCUUCUGUUAAUGCAGCUCCAUUUCGAGCUCGGUUUGGUUGUGUGAUGUGUGUAUAUGAUUUUGAUUUCUGUGUGUACCCCAGAUUUAUGCAGAUCGUGAUAUGUGAAUUAUGUUGGGUCCAGUCUUUCUGAUUUGAGAGAGAGAGGGCGUAGAUGCUUUUGUAUCGUUGUGGGGUAGAGAUGUACAGUCAUGGUCAAAAGUUUUGAGAAUGACACAAAUAUUAAUUUUCACUAAGUCUGCUGCCUCAGUU